AUGUUGAUGUCACGUUUCACGUACCAAAUCAUAAACAAAGAUCAAAUCAAAGGGUCUUUCGAGGAACUUUUGACCUUCUGUGAGGAGAGGGAAUCUGAAUCUCUCAACAAGGAAAUUUGUUUUCUGCUGUUCAGAAUGCCUUUAGAGGAUCAGAUUGCUUCAAAAAGGAGAGAAUUAGAAGCGCUCAAGAAAAUAAAUACCCUGACAAAUUCUAUGAGGCUUCAGCUAGAUGGUUUGGCGGUCGAAGUAAAAAAAAUGCACGAGAAUGCCGAGAACACGGCAAACGUAAUGAAAAACUGGGACUCAAUAGUGAGGUCUAUAUCACAGGCAAGCCUGAGCUUAUUGCAGUAUUCUGAAGGAGAUUAUGAAGUUGGAAUUUGGGACCAGGAUCAAAAAAGGAGUGACGAACGCGAAGAAAGCGAGAGUGAACCCCCCCUUCCGGAAACGUUGGUGAGAGUUAAAGUUGACAAUGAUGGAGGUCCUUCUUCGUGA
Messenger RNA from Lachancea thermotolerans CBS 6340, 492 nucleotides. RefSeq names its product Dad2p (gene DAD2). The record is from RefSeq and is a predicted model, not a curated record. The coding region runs from base 1 to 492 and encodes 163 amino acids. The transcript has a single exon. Lineage: Eukaryota; Fungi; Ascomycota; Saccharomycetes; Saccharomycetales; Saccharomycetaceae. Gene Ontology annotation, biological process: mitotic cell cycle; attachment of spindle microtubules to kinetochore. Gene Ontology annotation, cellular component: mitotic spindle; DASH complex; mitotic spindle midzone.